AUGGCUAAGUCACAAUCAUCAGACAAGUCCCCGUCAAAGGGACGAAUAUACGCCGAUGUCGAUCAUGACCCCGUCACCAGUGUGCUCCCCAAUGGGGACAUCCCCUACACGGACCAUGAUAUGGACGCGGAUGAGAGGGUGAUCGUGGCGUUGGGAUACAAGCAGGAAUUCAAGCGUGAAUUCUCCCUGUGGACGACAUUCUGCGUCAGCUUUGCGGUCCUAGGGCUGCUCCCAUCAUUCGCCAGUACCAUUUACUAUGGGAUGGGAUAUGCUGGGACGGCGGGAAUGGUUUGGGGGUGGAUAAUUGCAAUGGUUUUCAUUCACGGUGGGCUUUACUAUGCUGCGGCCGUUCUAGCUCCCCCGGGGUACGGUCCCUUUGCUGCUUGGAUCACCGGAUGGUCCAACUGGAUCGGCCAGAUCACCGCUGCUCCCAGCGUGAACUACGCGCUUGCGGCCAUGUUGCUGGCCGCGGGCUCGAUCGCAAACCCCAGCUAUGUCCCCACCGCAUGGCAGACGUAUCUCCUGACCACACUCAUCAUGAUCAUCCACGCGGCCAUCAGCAGCAUGCCAACCCGAUGGGUCGCGACGUUCAACUCCUGGGGCUCAACGUUCAACAUGCUCGCGUUGGUUGCUGUGAUUAUCGCCAUUCCUGCAGGGACCAAGAACGAGCCCAAGUUCACCCCAUCCAAGGAAGUCUGGGGCACCAUCACCAACAUGACCGAUUUCCCAGACGGCGUCGCCGUGCUGAUGACCUUUGUCGGCGUGAUCUGGACCAUGUCCGGGUACGACUCGCCCUUCCACCUGAGCGAGGAGUGCUCCAACGCCAACAUCGCCUCGCCGCGCGCCAUCGUCAUGACCUCGGGCGUCGGCGGCCUGAUGGGCUGGUUCCUGCAGCUCGUCGUCGCGUAUACGGUCGUCGACAUCGACGCGGUGCUCAACUCGGACCUGGGCCAGCCGUGGGCGUCGUACCUGCUGCAGGUGCUGCCGCAGAAGACGGCGAUGGCCGUGCUGGCGCUCACCAUCAUCUGCGGCUUCUCCAUGGGGCAGGGGUGCAUGGUGGCAGCGUCGCGGGUGACGUACGCCUACGCGCGCGACGACUGCUUCCCGCUGUCGCGGUACUGGAAGCAAGUCAACGCGACGACCAAGACGCCCGUCAACGCGGUGAUCCUGAACGCCGUGCUCGGCGUGCUCAUGUGUCUGCUGAUGCUUGCGGGCGAGGUGGCCAUCGGCGCGCUGUUCUCCAUCGGCGCCAUCGCCCAGUUCGUCGCCUUCGCCAUCCCCAUCGCCAUCCGCGUGUUCUUCGUCGGCAACCGCUUCCGCAAGGGGCCCUGGCAUCUCGGCCCCUACGGCGCCCUCAUCGGCGGCAUCGGCGUCUCCUUCGUCCUCCUCAUGGUCCCCAUCCUCUGCCUGCCCAGCGUCGUCGGCAGCGAUCUCACCCCGGACCUGAUGAACUGGACGUGCCUGGUGUGGGGCGCGCCCAUGGUCGCUGUCACCAUCUGGUGGGUAGUGGAUGCGCGCAAGUGGUUCACCGGACCCAAGGUCAAUGUGGAGCAUGCCAUUCACCCCGUGGAGGAGGAGGAGGAGGUAGUGCCCGCUAUUGUUGUGGGGGUGGAGGCCGAAGAUCCGUUGGCUCGGGAUGUGGAUGCGAGAGAUUCGUCCAGCAAGUCUUCCAAAGCUUGA
Molecule: messenger RNA, 1680 nt
Organism: Aspergillus terreus NIH2624
Lineage: Eukaryota; Fungi; Ascomycota; Eurotiomycetes; Eurotiales; Aspergillaceae
Product: amino acid permease
Exons: 2
Coding region: 1-1680 (559 amino acids)
Biological process (GO): transmembrane transport
Cellular component (GO): membrane
Molecular function (GO): transmembrane transporter activity
Source: RefSeq, a predicted model, not a curated record